AUGAAAUCUAAUGGUGGCGAUCGUUCAGUACUGCUCCAAUUUGCCAAAAGAAUGGCAAGCGGCAAGAAAUUUAAAAGGAGAAAGAACAAGAAUAUUAGGGUGGAUAAUGCGAGUACCUCUAAUGAGCUUGGGGAAGAAAAUCAGUCCCAUGAUCACGAAUUCCCGUUUGUAAGAUUUGAAGAAGUUGCCCUCGCAACUCACAAUUUCUCUGAAACAUACAUGAUUGGACAGGGAGGUUUCGGCAAAGUUUACAAGGGGAUGUUAGGUGGUCAAGAAGUCGCAGUCAAGAGGCUAAGCAAAGAUUCUCAAGAAGGAACAAAGGAAUUCAGGAACGAAGUAAUUCUAAUUGCCAAAUUGCAACACAAAAACUUGGUUCGACUUCUGGGAUGUUGUGGUGAGGGAGAUGAAAAACUCCUGAUAUAUGAGUAUCUACCUAAUAAGAGCUUAGAUGCCACCCUUUUUGAUGACUCGAGAAAAUUGUUGUUGAAUUGGGGAACACGGUUUAGCAUAAUCAAAGGGGUCGCAAGGGGACUUCUUUAUCUUCAUGAAGACUCAAGGUUGACCAUAAUUCACAGGGAUCUUAAAGCUGCAAAUGUUUUGCUAGAUGUAGAUAUGAAACCCAAGAUAGCUGAUUUUGGUAUGGCAAGAAUCUUUGGUGAUAACCAACAAAACGCAAAUACCCAACGCGUUCUCGGAACAUAUGGCUACAUGGCCCCUGAGUAUGCGAUGGAGGGCAUCUUCUCUACCAAGUCCGACGUCUACAGCUUCGGCGUGUUACUACUAGAGGUCGUCACUGGUAUUAGGAGAAACUCUAACAGUCAGACAUCAAGUUUUCCUAACCUUGCAGUUUAUUCAUGGAAUAUGUGGAAGGAAGGGAAGACGGAGGAAUUGGCAGACUCAUCUCUCAUGGAUACAUAUUCACCAGACAAAGUUUUGCUCUGCAUCCAUGUGGCACUCCUGUGUGUGCAAGAAAAUCCAGAUGAUAGGCCCCUGAUGUCAACUGUUGUGUUCGUCUUGGAGAAUGGAAGCACCACGCUUCCAGCCCCCAACCGCCCCGCCUACUUUGCCCGGCGGGGCAUAGAAAUGGAGCAAAUUAUGGUUGACAUUCAGAGCUCUGUGAACGAUUGUACUCUUUCGGAGAUACAAGGGAGGUGA
Triticum turgidum subsp. durum (durum wheat) is the source of this 1155-nucleotide messenger RNA. The record is from the annotation of a GenBank genome assembly. Lineage: Eukaryota; Viridiplantae; Streptophyta; Magnoliopsida; Poales; Poaceae.